GUUGAGGCAACGGUUCCAAAAAUAUUUCAGAAACUGAGUGAAGCAUUUACAGUCAUGGAGUUUGAUUGCUCAAAACCUAUAACAUCAUCUUGUGGAAAAACCCAGGUUGAAUUUACUGAGCCUGGGAUAUGCCAUGGCUUUGCACUAUGGAUUGAUUGGGUGAUGGAUUCAGAGAACUCCCUUGUUGUGUCUACAGGGCCAGAGAAGAGAUAUUGGAAGCAAGGAGUAAAGCUUCUGGCUGAGCCUGUGGCAGUUAGAACUAACGAAUCAAGAAGUACAGGUGAAUGCCGGUCUGCAGUGAUUCAAGCGUCGUUUGACCCAUCAAGCGGCGACCUCGACGUCAGACAUGCUUUCUCAUAGCCAUGUCAAGCGGAACCUGCCUCUACAUCAUUUGAACCAUGAAGUGAUACCUGCACUCUCUUAGCCUCUCAUACUGUGGUUCUCCUGUGCUGUUAUUGUCUCAUGUUUUAGGAUUUUCUUAGAGUUCAUGAUCUAUAACUGAGAGUGUAAUCCCAAUUUUUUUAGGGUUUGCACCCUUGAUGCGUGGAUCGAUUGGUUUCUGUUCUGGAUUAUGCUACUGUUAGUAUGAUUAACGAAAUAGACAAUAUAUUUUAAAAAAAUUAUGCAAAUAUUUAGUAGUAGA
Molecule: messenger RNA, 643 nt
Organism: Prunus dulcis (almond)
Lineage: Eukaryota; Viridiplantae; Streptophyta; Magnoliopsida; Rosales; Rosaceae
Product: protein arginine N-methyltransferase 1.6-like
Exons: 3
Coding region: 55-360 (101 amino acids)
Source: RefSeq, a predicted model, not a curated record